Messenger RNA from Stylonychia lemnae, 2721 nucleotides. The record is from the annotation of a GenBank genome assembly. NCBI's taxonomy places the organism in Eukaryota, Ciliophora, Spirotrichea, Sporadotrichida, Oxytrichidae.
AUGUAUCUAAAAGGUGGAGUAUUUUCUGUUAGCUAUAAAGCUAUUGUCCUAGAUUUGUUGACUAAGAGACUCAGUCCGUCAAUUAUUAGCGGAUUCAUCAUCAAUGAUGCUCAUAAAGUUCAAGAAAACAGCUGUGAGAGUUUUUUAACAAAAAUUCUGAGGAAAGAUAAUCCUGAUGGAGCUUUUAUAAAAUGCAUAUCUGAUAAACCUAAUUCAGUAGCAAAAGGUGGUGGUAUUCAUGGGCUAGAAAAUUUAAUGAAAAAUUUGCAAGUUAGUAAUUUACUGCUUUACCCAAGAAUUAGAAAAAGCAUUAAAGACUCUCUGGAUAAUGCCCAAUAGAUUCAAGUUAUUGAGAAUAACUUGAAAUUUACAAAGAAGAUGGAAGAAAUGCAUUCAAUCUUAAUUGAAUUACUUCAAGCUUGUUUAGACGAGUUGAAAGGGUAAAUAAAAAAAUUAGAUAAUAUAAAUGGCGAUCCAACAGAUAUUCUUGAUACAAAUAAAGCUCUGUUGAGAUCUUUUAUGGGUUAUUUUAGGGAUAGAUUAUUAAAGCUUGCAAAAGAACGAAUUUACUAGGUAUACCUUAAAUUGAGAACUGAUAGUGACUAGGAGGAAUAAGAAGAUAAUGAUGCAGAAAAUGAGUCAAAGAAUUAGAGAAGACCUCAGAAUAAAAAGAAAAAAACUAAUUUCGAGUCAGACUACGGGCGAUUAAUAGAUAGAUUCGGUAUAUGGUGGAAUAAAUUCUAAGAAAAAGCAUAUAAAAAUAUUGAAGAUAUUAGACAGUAUGAAAGAGAUUAUGAUUUGAAGAUAGAGUUUGAGUAAUCACCAAAGAUGCAGAGUUUAGUCAAAAUCUUAGAGGAUGCGGAGAGUUUAUUUAAAAAGUCCCCUGAGUAUCUUCCAUAUUCUCUCUAUUCUAUUAAAAGACUUCAUCUUAAUAGUAAGAAGAAUUCCAAGAAGAAAAAACUUGAGGAUGAUGGAGCUUUUGGAAAAGAGGCUGAUGAAUAAUUAAAAGAAAAAGAAAAUAUGAGGCAGGCUAAUAAUAAAAACAUAGUUAUUGCUGUGAAAUCACUUAAGACUUAGAUGGAUAUUUAAAAGUAUUUGAUUCAAUACUUUGUUAAGUCGGACAAUGGAAACGGAUAUUAUGAGGAAAAGCUAAGGUAUCUAUUGUCAUCUCAUAAGGAAUCCUAUAAAAGAGAUGGAUUGAUGUCAGUACAAAGAAAGUGCAAUCCAGCCCUAAUUGAAACAUUUUUCGUCAAUAAACUAAGUCUCCACCUUGAAUAAAAAUAUGAGUGGUAAUUUCAGAAGUUUAGAAAAUAUACUGAAAGUAAUAAUAACUACAAUAGAGAUAGCAAGAAAAGGUAUAGAAAUGAAAUUAGUGGUGGAGAUAUCAAGGAUUAUAAUAUAGCUUAAAACAUUGAUUACAAAAAUGCUAGUGUUACUCAGGAUGUUAUUUAAGAAAUCGAAGAAUCUCAAUAUAAAAUUUUCAAUAUCAUUAAUGGCUACAAUAUUUAUGUUGAGGUAUUUCCAGGAAACUCUGAAUUUGAAAUGGCAUUAAGAAGAUUAAAGCCUUCCAAAGUUAUUCUAUAUGAGCCUUAUUUAGAUUUUAUGAGAAGUCUGGAAAUUUAUAAUGCAGAGAGAAUUAAAUUUACAAUUCAAGAUGGGGAUAUUAAGUUAGAUAAACUGGAAGUUAAUCUUAUGAUGUUUGAGGAAAGCACUGAACUUUAUCAGUAUAUGAAUAAUGUUGAAGUAGAAAAGAAAGGAUUUUAAAAGCUCAUAGAGAUUAAAUCUGUAAGUAUAAAAUAAUAUUUAUGUAUUUAGAAAUUAUACAUUGAGCUAAAAGAUUUUAAGCUUGAGUAAGAAGCGAAGCAACUUGAGAGAAUAGAUAGAUUAGAUAAUUCAAGAAAAGGGGGAUAUAAAAAUUUAAGUGACGCUACUUAAAGUGAUAUUGAUAAAGAUAUAAUAGCUGUUGAUAGCAGGGAAUUUUCCUGCACCACGCCGAUUUAUUUGCAUGAAAAAGGCUUUUGGUUGAUUCCAUUAGUUUUAACAGUUGGAGAUUAUAUUUUAUCUGAUGAGAUUUGUAUUGAAAGAAAAUCUGUAAAUACUGGCGAUUUAUUUGAAUCAUUUAAAAGUGGUAGACUCUUGAAGUAAAUCACAAAUAUGACAAGAUUUUACAAAAGGCCGAUUUUACUUAUAGAGUUCGAUGACUCUAUUCCUUUUAAAUUGACAGAUGCCUAGUAAAUGGAUUCCACUGCUGGGAGUGAAGUUAAUCCUGCAAACAUCAUUUCAAAGAUAUCUUUGUUAACGCUUCAUUUUCCAAAUCUUCAAAUAUUGUGGAGUAAGGGACCCUAGCAUACAGCAGAUAUAUUUAAGGAACUAAAGAAGUCACAAACAGGACUAUAGAAAGAUCCUGAUCUUUAAAAAAUUUCAAAGAUAGGAAGAGUUGGAGAUUUAAACAGUGAUAAUGAUCUUUUAGAUGAUAAUAAUGAAGAUGAUGAAUUUAACAGAUUUAUGCCAACAGAAUUUUUAAAAAAGCUGCCUGGAAUUGAUUCAAAUAAUAUUGGAAUGCUAACUUAAAAAGUAAAAAAUAUGGUUGAGCUUUGUCAGAUGGAUGAAGAAGAAUUGAAGAAAAUAAUCAAUCCAAGGAAUGCAAAGGAAUUGAAAAUGUUUUUAACUAAGAAAAUUGAAAUUAGUAAGGCGAUGGGUGAUGAUCAUGACGAUUUUUGA